Messenger RNA from Effrenium voratum, 1249 nucleotides. The record is from the annotation of a GenBank genome assembly. NCBI's taxonomy places the organism in Eukaryota, Dinophyceae, Suessiales, Symbiodiniaceae.
GCCACCGUGGCUCCAGUUUCUCGUCAGCAGGCUUUCCAUAUAACGAAUCGAAGCUUUGAUGAUCAGCUCCUGAAAUGGCCUCCGUGUGGCGUGCGCUCCUCGCCGCGGCCGCAAGCCUCUCCCUCGCCGGCGCUUCCGAGUCGGCAAAGCUGCUGCUGUUCUGGCCCGUGGACAACUCCAAGCGGACGGUGACCCAAGUCAAGAAGAACCUGGAGCACGUCAAGAAGUCCUUGGGAGCCAAGUGCUGCGACGUCUUCUUGGCGCACUACAGAGGCGCUGGCUUGGAGCUCUGGGGCCACGAGUGGUACCGGGCCAACGUGGUGGGGAACUUCAGCGGCCGAGGAUACAAGUUCAAGUUCAUGAAGGACGCCUAUGCCAAGGCCCUGGCCGCCGAGGAGAGUUGGGAGUCGAAGUACGAGUUUGUUUGGGGGCUGGACAGCGAUAUCGACAUUACAGGCACCAACCUCACCAAGAUGUUCAGCAUGGCGCGCAUGUCCAACGCCCUCAUCGUGGGCCCCACCUUUGUCGGGCGAGGUGUGAACUGGGUGCGCCCGCACUUGGGGAAGCACGGCAAGCACCCUGCGAAGGCGAAGCCGAAAGCCAAGCCGCAUCACCAGGAGCGGGCUCACAAUCACCCUGUGAGGAGCUCGCUGACGCAAGAGGAGGCGGCGGGCCUGGAGCUGGGGAAGACCGGCGAGCGAUCGGAGAGCGCCAUUUGGAUCUUUGAGAGGCCCAGCUCCUCUUGUGACUACCGGCACACGGACUUCGUGGAGCUCACCGCGCCGCUGCUGACGCGCACCGCGCUGCCGGUGGUCUUCAACGACUGUACGGAUUGCAUUCACAACACAUCCGACUGGGGCUUGGACAUGGUCUGGUGCAAGUUCUUGGCCGCGGAAGUGAAGCACACCAGCAGCUGUGCUUUGAUCGACGCGGCGCCGGUAAACCAUCUCAACUGGCGACAGGCCAAAGUCUCCAAGGAGUUCCUCGCUGCAAACCGGGACGUCUUCCACAAGUACCGGCGGUUCUGGAGCGGCCUGAAGACGCUGAAUUGCAUCGUGGUGGAGCCAGCUGUAAGGGUCAGCAACCUCCAGGAGCUGGAGCUGCCCGGCCACCGGCGGCUCAUUCGCAAGGGCUCGAAGAAGGCGUCCCUGGCUGUGGCGGUGGGCGCAAAGACGAUCGAGAUGACGACGUGAAUGCACGCUGGGAGAUUUGGCCAACCACCUGGGAGAUUCUUUCUACACGUGCUAGU